This is a messenger RNA of Moneuplotes crassus, 917 nucleotides long. Lineage: Eukaryota; Ciliophora; Spirotrichea; Euplotida; Euplotidae. The record is from the annotation of a GenBank genome assembly.
CCAGGAAUAUGAUUGAGAAAGCAAUCUUAAUUGGAGCAGGAGUCGUUGCACUCAUCAUCGUCGUUGCAUUUGCCUUCAUGUGGGACUCUGUCGAGCCUACUGAGUACGGGAUGACAUACAACUCUAUUACCAAGACUGCAGGAACAGACCAUAUCUAUGAAGGAGGGCUUUACUUUGUUGGACCUUUUAAGCAUUUCAUUAAAUUCCCAGCAACAGUCACUCACAUUGAGUUCUCAGAUAGAAAAGAGAGGAAUGCUCCUCCUCUUGAGACCAGAACUAAAGAAGGACUGGGUCUGAUUCUUCAUGUUGCUUUCCAAUACAAGCUUCACAGACAUAGUAUCCCGAAACUUUACAAGCUGACUAAUGUAAGAUACGAGGAGACCUUUAUCAGACAAGCCAAAAACAUCAUUUUAGAAGAAGCUAGUGAGUAUAAUGCCCCUGAAUAUUGGGAAAAGAGAGGAGAAAUCGGUGCUAAUAUUGCUAAAAGGCUCAAUGAUACUCUCUCAAAUACCUAUACCAGUGUUGUAUCUUUCCAGAUGAUUCAAAUUGACCUCCCUCACAGCUAUGAAGACUCUAUUGUGCAGACACAAGUAGAGGUGCAGAAGAGAGAAACCAAGAGAUAUGAGCAAAAAGCCACAACUAUGAGAGAAAGUAUCAAUGUAGAUGUUUCUGAAGCUAACAAGCAGUCUCAGAUUAUCUAUGCUGAAGCUGAUGCCAAGGCCAUCAAUGCUACUACUUCAUAUGAAAAAAUGGCAUAUAGAGAUGCUUCUGCCUUGCUUGGUCUUACAGCUUCUAACGGACUUAUUGAGUACACAAAACUUAUGAACAUUAUGAAGAAUAAAGACAGUCAGUUGAUUAUUGGAAUGCAGAAUGCAUUGAUUAAUAUCCAGACACCAGGGCCUUCUCAACAAGUCUAA